AUGCUCUUCACAUGCAAGCCCACCCCCGCGCACGCGGGCCCCGAAACCUGCCUGCAGAUCUUCUCCAUUGAGGUCACGGAGCUCAGCGGGGGCCUCCAGUGGCCGCUGGAGGUCUACGUCCUUGUCGCCACCCGAGACUCGGUGGAUCAUAAUCGCAAUGUCAUCUUCAGGCGCAGGCUGCCUUCCAGAGCCUUCCAGCUGAGACAAAACCACGAAACCGAAACAGCCAACCCUAGAAUCGCUCGUUCCCUGUCCCUCCUCCUGUGUGCGGCGCCGCCGCUGCGCACAGGCCACAUCUCCUCGCCCUCCUCCACAUCUCUGGCCAAGGCGCUCACUUCUCCGGCCCUCCUCCACAUCUCCUCGCCUCCACCCCAUCCACUUCCUGUCCAAGACUGUGGCAACGGAGCUCGGUGGCUGCGGCCCUUCUCCAAGACUGCAGCGUGGUGCUCAGCUGCUGCGGCAACGGAGCUGAUGGAGCGCGAGCCGACCAGUUCAACGGAGGCAGUAGCACGGGGCAGCGGCAGCAGCAUGGAGGGCAUCCGCUUGACUGGAAGGGUACAAAUGUUCUUGAUGCAGUUUCAGUACGUGUAUGCAGUUUCAGUCUUCAGCAAUUUGUCUCGUCCAAAUUUAGGAGAGGUCCCUGGUAAAUGGCUCGGCAAAUGCAUAUAUCAUACGGGGUUAAGAAAAAAGAAAGUAUUUGUUGAUAGUGAGAGUGAGGAUAAUGAUGGGGUGAGUGAGGAUGGGGAAGAUGCUCCAUCCAUGCAUGAUCAGCAAGAGGCGCAAAUGCAAGUGGAAAAAGAGACACAAAUUCAAGUGGAAAAGGAUGCACCACCAACAGAUGGCAAUUUGGAGACCCGUAGAUCUGUACGGCUUGUCAAGAAGAAGACCAAGGGCGUCAACAGCCUAUACCCCGCUGCUUAGAAAUCUGCUGAAAUGCCACAUGAAGAACUAAGGAUAUCAAGAAGCUUUUGGAUGUAUGCAAGCUUGGAGCUGUUGUUUUAUAGAAAUGGCACUUGAAGAAUAACCAAGGGUAUCAAGAAGCUUUUGGAUGUAGGCAAGCUUGGAGCUGCUGUUUCAAUGUCAUGCUUUGAUAGUUGUCUUUUGGAGCUGUUGUUUCUAUGUGUAAUACUUUAAGUCUGUUGGCUGUACCGGACUAUUUAGACUCUGAACUAUGCUGUGAUGGUUGAACUGAUGUUGGACUGUUAAGGGUUAUGUUGGAGGCCACUUUAUAACUAAAGUGUGCCUGUUAUGUUGGACAGGUACAGUUUUAUUAAUCCCUAGAGCUUAUUUGCUGAAAUUU
Messenger RNA from Triticum aestivum (bread wheat), 1300 nucleotides. RefSeq lists its product as uncharacterized. The coding region runs from base 1 to 921 and encodes 306 amino acids. Lineage: Eukaryota; Viridiplantae; Streptophyta; Magnoliopsida; Poales; Poaceae. The transcript is spliced from 6 exons. The record is from RefSeq and is a predicted model, not a curated record.